This is a messenger RNA of Cordyceps fumosorosea ARSEF 2679, 930 nucleotides long. RefSeq lists its product as hypothetical. The coding region runs from base 1 to 930 and encodes 309 amino acids. The transcript has a single exon. NCBI's taxonomy places the organism in Eukaryota, Fungi, Ascomycota, Sordariomycetes, Hypocreales, Cordycipitaceae. The record is from RefSeq and is a predicted model, not a curated record.
AUGAAGCCCUCUGCAACCAUCUGGGCCGCUGCCGGCAGCAUCGGCGCCGCGGCCGCCCAAUCUGUCUCCGACAACCCCUCCCCCACCACAGCCGCCUCGGCGCCGUCAUGCACGGCCACCCUCCUCACCAAGCUCUGCGACUACCCCUCGCCGGGCCCCGAGUUCGCCGUCGCCAGCUCCGGCCGGGAAUUCUGCUGGGGCUACUGCCAGCGCAGCGCCCUCCCCUGCUCCUUCAUCGUCUUCGCCGCCGGCAACCCCUACACCGGCAGCGGCACCUGCUGGGUGUACCCCGGCCAGGCCUUUGACGCGAGCAAGGGCGCUUCCGGCUCGAGCUGCGCCAACCCGUACCUAUCCGUCUACGACAAGCCCACGUGCGCCGGCGGCGGCGGCGGCGGCGGCGGGACGAGCCCGGCGGACCGCGUUCCGGCGGGGUGCUCGGCCGCCGUGGCCAGUCCCUCCCCGCUGGCCGCGCUCUGCGACUACCCGACGCCGCCAAACGACUGCCGCGACAGCUGCGCCGCGAGCGCCGGCGCGCCCGACUGCCUCGCGCAGUGCGCAAUGCGCGCGGACGGCUGCGCGUACGCCGUCUUCCGCGCCGGCAGCUCGUCCAAGUCGCCGUACGCGUCCGGCACCUGCUGGAUGUACCCGGAGGGAUCGUACGACGGCGCGGCGGGCAAGGCGUGCGGCGACGGCGUGGCGCCGCAGCUGUACGUGUACAACAACACGUGUCCGCGCCCGUCGCCCACGGCGCCCAAGACGUCGGCGUCGGCGACGGCUUCUUCGGCGGCGGGCAAGGGGCAGUCUGGCGGCGGGUCGGGUACGGCUGACUCUGUCGCGGCCACGACAAGUCACAACUCCGCGCCGACUGCUCGUGCCCUGAGUCAUGGUAUAGUCAUGGGAGCCGCUGCGCUGGCCUGGAAUGCUCUUUAA